This is a messenger RNA of Kazachstania africana CBS 2517, 1851 nucleotides long. RefSeq names its product Sgm1p (gene SGM1). The record is from RefSeq and is a predicted model, not a curated record. Gene Ontology annotation, cellular component: Golgi apparatus; endoplasmic reticulum. The transcript has a single exon. Lineage: Eukaryota; Fungi; Ascomycota; Saccharomycetes; Saccharomycetales; Saccharomycetaceae. Bases 1 to 1851 code for a protein of 616 amino acids.
AUGUCCUCAAGCAAUAAAAAGCUAUCUUUAGAAGAACGGCUCUCUUUAGCCGCAAGUAAGAAGGGCAAAAAGAAGUCGAAGAAACCUGCAUUAAAUGCAGCUCUGUCUUCACCUUCUCCCAGUCCCUUACCGUUGGAUUCAGAUGCAGAGGCAGACCACAGCAGUCAGAUUCUUGCGGAAACUGAGCCUCAUAAACAAGAAGAGUACGAGUUGGAUCCUUUUUUCAAACAAUGUCUGCCUGAUAAUUUCAUGGAAUUGGAUCCCAUAAGACUUAUAGAGUUGAUAAGGCCUAACGUGGAAAAGUUAAACAAGACGCAAGAUUCUAGUCUUUUCAGAUUAGUUAAAGAGAAAGACGAGUCCAUCCAGAAACUGGAGAAGACAAAUGAGCUUCUAUCCAAGAAUGAAAAAAAAAGUCUAUACACAAUCAGUCAAUUGGAGGAGAAAUCUACAAAACUUGAAAACGAGUACGACAUUUUGAAAUCUGCCGAUAAGAAGAAUACCGUAAAGAUAGAUCAAUUAAAAAAAGAACUCGCAGCAUUGAAUAAAAUUAAUAAAGAAGGAGAAUCUAAUUUUAAGGAGCUUACGAAGAGGGAAGAAGAUUGGAAAAACAUAGAGACUAAACUGGAGAGCAAGGAACGUACUAUUGAAGAAUUGAAUGCUACGAUCCAAGCUCUUGAAGCCUCUUCAAAACAAGAAAAAAAUGAUCAUGAGGAAAAAGUAAAGCGUCUAAUUGAGUCGAAUAAUGAGCACAUAAUAUCCCUAGAAUCAAGCUUAGAGCAGCUUAGAAUUCAGUUGAGCGGUUCUGAGUCAACAGCUGAUGAUAAGGAAGGCGGGGCUAUAAAUACAGAAAGCUAUUCACUCUUGCAAGAACAGCUUACUUCAAGCAAAAAAAAUUGGGAAUCUAUUGAGUUUCAAUUAAAUUUGAAGAUGACUAAUUUAGAAACUUCUCUAGGAGAAAAAGAGAAGCUUAUAACAGGUCUUAAUACAGAGAUUCAGAAUUUAAAAGUAGAAAAUUCGAGGUUAGUUACUGAAAUUGAAGCGAAAAAGGAGGAGAGUAAAACAUUGAGGCUACAAUUCAAAGAGACUUCAAACAAAACGAGUAUUUUAGAAAUGUCAUUGAAUAAUUUGAAAGACGAUUAUAACCUCUUAGAGAGUAAAUACAUGAUUCAAAAAUCACAAUUAGAAAAUAAUAUCAAAGAAGAUCACAGUGCAAACGAAAUAAUCAAACACUUUGAAAAUGGAUCUCAUGAGGACUGGUUUCUUCAGGCCGAAUCCUCUUUAUUGUCUAUAGAAGAAAAACCUCAGGAUGAACGAAAAAAUACGGUAACAGAUGAUAAUUCGAAUUUACAAAUUGAUAUAAACGAAAUACCAGAUGAAGCUGCCACAAUGACACAACAUGCUUACAAUGAUGAUUCAUUCAUGAGAAAUAGUUCGGCUUCGUUAUUCCGUAAGCCUAGCACUAAUAUACAAUCAAACAGUAAUAACAUUGACUCCGGUACUACACAAAUUGUCACUAGAUUAGGUGCGGAGAUUAGAAGACUAGAAGGUGAAUUAAAAUCAAUACAAGAUCGAUACAAUAAUCUUUCUCAUGAGAAAAGUAAUGCUAAUGAAGAAAUCUUGAGAUUAAUGAAUGAAAAUGGCCAAUAUCAAUCGUUGAAGGAAGAAAAUGAAAACCUUCAACUGCGCAUUAACGAAUUAAAUCAUAAAUUGGAGGCCUCACUGCAAGUGUUAGGCGAAAAGGCAGAACAAAAUCAAGAACUAGAGAAUGAUGUUAGUGACCUUAAGGAAAUGCUGCAUUUACAAGUUCAACAGAUGGUCGAAAUUCAAGAAAAAAUUUCCGAUCUGAAAUAA